Messenger RNA from Racocetra persica, 1284 nucleotides. Lineage: Eukaryota; Fungi; Glomeromycota; Glomeromycetes; Diversisporales; Gigasporaceae. The record is from the annotation of a GenBank genome assembly.
AUGGAUAAAUUUAUAAUUCGUCAGAGUUCUAAAACUUCAGAUCAAAGCAAUAUGAAUGAUAAUAAAUCUAGCGAAAGCGAUCAAAAGAAAAAAAUUCAUACUACUUGGAAUCCUAAUUUAUCUAAAGUUUAUCCUUGGCUUGAAAAAUCCGAAGAUAAUGAUGGUGUAGUCAUAGUAUUUUGUACUUGGUGUAAGGUAGCAAAAAAGAGUAAUCAAUUUACUGAAAGCAUACAGUCUUUACGAAAACAAACUUUUGAACAUCAUCUUAUUACUGUUGAUCAUCAGAAGGCAACAAUUUUUCAAGACAAUCAACAAACUACAAUUAUUCAAAGGUUUACUCAACAACUUAAUGAUCAAAAAUUAAAGAUAAUAUCAUUAAUAAGAAAUGUUUAUUAUCUUUCUAAAAGUAAUCAAAAUAUUUUAAUUGACAAAAGUACUUCAUUUACUGCUAAGCAUCUUGCGAUUGUGACUAAAUACCUUACUCAAAAUACACCAGUUUUGCGAUAUCUUGGAAUGAUUGAACUUGAUAAUUGUAAUGCAGAAUCAAUAACUAAUAAUCUUGAAAGAUUUAUAAUUGCUAAGUCACUUAAUAUUGAAAAUCCAACUCAUUUUGGAAGUGAUAGAGCAAGUACAAUACUUGGGCAAUGUACUGGUAUUGCAGCUCAUCUUAAAAAAUACAAUCCAUAUAUUACUGAAAAUCAUUGUAUUGCACAUCGAUUACAUCUUGCUAGUCAAGAUAUUGCAAAACAAGUUGCUUAUUUUAAAACAUAUGAUACUAUAGUUAAGGGAAUCUAUUUAUAUUUUAGUAGUUCUUAUAAAAGGGCUUUACUAGAAGAAGCGGCAAAUAAUCAGCAAGCUGCUUCUUUAUUAGCUAAUAUUAAUCAAGAAUUCGAAAUUGUUUUACCUACUUAUGGAUCAAACUUACUUGAGUAUAUUGCAAAUAAUAAUUUGAAUAUUUAUGAACUUCCUAUAUUUAUUUUUGAUUUUGCUCAAGCAACUAUAGAGUGUCUUAAUAAUCGUUUUCCAAACCAAGAAUUAUAUAAUGCAUUAGGAAUAUUUGAUCUAGAGCAAUUACCAAAAUUAGAUAGUGAUCUAGCUAAUUAUAGUAAUAAAAAUAUUAAAAUUCUUAGUAAUUUUUAUAGAACUUCUAAAAUGAUUAAUAGUAAAGAAUUUAAACCAUUAAUCAAUAAUAGAGUAUUAAUUAGCGAAUGGGAAAUAGUCAAAUUUUUUCUUAAAAAUUAUCGAUCAAUUAAAUUAUUGAUGCAUGGAAUCUUAUUUUUUUAA